This is a messenger RNA of Manis pentadactyla (Chinese pangolin), 3936 nucleotides long. RefSeq names its product myosin XIX (gene MYO19). Gene Ontology annotation, molecular function: actin filament binding; microfilament motor activity; ATP binding. Gene Ontology annotation, biological process: actin filament organization; vesicle transport along actin filament. Gene Ontology annotation, cellular component: myosin complex; cytoplasm; actin cytoskeleton. The coding region runs from base 401 to 3289 and encodes 962 amino acids. NCBI's taxonomy places the organism in Eukaryota, Metazoa, Chordata, Mammalia, Pholidota, Manidae. The record is from RefSeq and is a predicted model, not a curated record. The transcript has 25 exons.
CCAGCGCCCGGGCGGACCACGUGCUCCCGGAGCCGCGUGUGCGCACCCCGCCCAGGGGAGGAGCCGGCCGGCUCCCAGCCACUCCACCAGAAAGCUGCCGGCGGUGUGAUCGGUCGCUCCCGGCUCUCUCCUCCCUCCUCACUCCCGCCCGCGCCUCUUCCUACCCCGUCCUCGGUCUCUUCCCGCCGCCUCACCCGGCUCGCCCGCCUUUCCAGUAGCUCCUGGAGAGGACCGCAUACUCGGCUACUCAGGCCGUAGGACCGGCUCUGGGGUGACUCAUCUCAGUUUCCUCCAGAACUGAGCCCUUUGCUGGACCCAUGCCCUCACCUGUUCCCCCAUGACCGGGUGGAUAGCACUCGUGCCCGUGACCCAGAACCCUGGCUGACCACAUUGAAGCAGGAUGCUCCAGCAGGUAAAUGGCCACAGGUCAAGCUGUGACACCCGAGGUAAGGAAUGCCUCCGAGAAGACCUGCAGGAGUUCCUGGGUAGGGAAGGCCCGCUGCACCAGCUGGAUGACCUCACCAAGGUGAAUCCUGUGACACUAGAGACAGUCCUGAGGUGUCUGCAGGCCCGGUACACGGCAGACACAUUCUACACCAAUGCUGGCUGCACCCUGGUGGCUCUGAACCCCUUCAAGCCUGUCCCUCAACUCUACUCACUGGAGCUCAUGAGAGAGUACCACACUGCUCCUCAGCCCCAGAAACUGAAGCCCCACAUCUUCACUGUGGGUGAACAGACGUACAGGAAUGUCAAGAGCCUGAUUGAGCCAGUCAACCAGUCUAUUGUCGUCAGUGGAGAGAGCGGCGCUGGAAAGACAUGGACGUCCCGCUGCCUCAUGAAGUUCUACGCUGUGGUGGCUGCCUCACCCACAUACAAGGAGAGCCACAAGAUUGCAGAGAGGAUUGAACAGCGUAUCUUGAACUCCAACCCUGUCAUGGAAGCUUUUGGGAAUGCAUGCACACUGAGGAAUAACAACAGCAGCCGCUUUGGGAAGUUCAUCCAGCUCCAGCUGAACAGGGUCCAGCAGAUGACUGGAGCUGCAGUCCAAACCUACCUCCUAGAGAAGACUCGAGUGGCCUGCCAGGCCUCCAGUGAGAGAAACUUCCACAUCUUCUACCAGAUCUGCAAAGGAGCCAGCGCAGAGGAGAGGCUCCAGUGGCACCUCCCCGAGGGAGCCACCUUCUCUUGGCUGCCCAACCCAGAGAGGACCUUGGAAGAGGAUUGUUUUGAGGAGACCAGAGAGGCCAUGCUUCAUUUGGGCAUUGACACCUCCACCCAGAACAACAUCUUUCAGGUCCUAGCUGGACUGCUGCACCUUGGCAACAUCCAGUUUGCUGACUCCGAGGACGAAGCCCAGCCCUGCCAGCCGAUGGAUGAUGCCAAGCGUGAGGACAAGGGCUCUGUGAGGACCUCGGCCUUGCUGCUGCAGCUCCCAGAAGACCCACUGCUGGAGACACUGCGGAUUAGAACCAUCAGGGCAGGCAGGCAACAGCAGGUGUUCCGGAAGCCCUGCUCCCAAGCUGAGUGUGACACCCGCAGAGACUGUCUCGCCAAACUGGUCUACGCACGGCUGUUUGACUGGCUGGUAUUGGUGAUCAAUAGCAGCAUCUGUGCGGACCCCAGCUCCUGGACCACUUUCAUAGGCCUGCUGGAUGUGUAUGGAUUUGAGUCCUUUACCGACAACAGUCUGGAACAGUUGUGUAUCAACUAUGCCAAUGAGAAGCUGCAGCAGCACUUUGUGGCUCACUACCUACGGGCUCAGCAGGAGGAAUACACAGUUGAGGGCCUCGAGUGGUCAUUUGUCAGCUACCAAGAUAACCAGACCUGUCUGGAUCUCAUCGAGGGAAGCCCCAUCAGCAUUUGCUCCCUCAUAAACGAGGAAUGCCGCCUUAAUCGGCCAAGCAGUGCCGCCCAGCUGCAGACACGAAUUGAGAGUGCCCUGGCAGGCAGCCCCUGCCUGGGCCACAACAAGCUUAGCCCAGAGCCCAGUUUCAUCGUGGUGCAUUAUGCGGGGCCUGUGCGGUACCACACGGCAGGCCUGGUGGAGAAGAACAAGGACCCUGUCCCCCCUGAGCUGACUAGGCUCCUACAUCAAUCUCAGGAUCCUCUGCUCAAGGUGCUAUUUCCUCCUGACCCUGAAGGGAAGUCCCAGGAGGAGCCUUCUGGCCACAGCAGGACCCCUGCGUUGACUGUAGUGUCCAAGUUCAAGGCCUCGCUGGAGCAGCUUCUCCAGGUUCUGCAGAGCACCACACCCCACUACAUUCGCUGCAUCAAGCCCAACAGUCAGGGCCUGGCACAGACCUUCCUCCGGGAGGAGGUCCUGAGCCAGCUGGAGGCCUGUGGGCUGGUGGAGACCAUCCACAUCAGUGCUGCCGGCUUCCCCAUUCGGGUCUCUCACCAGAACUUUGUGGAACGAUAUGAAUUACUGAGAAUGCUCUGUCCUCGCACAUCCCUUAGCCCCCAAAACCCAUCUCCUGCUGAAGGGUGCUCAGAACGGUCUCCGCACAGCAAGGAGGCCGUGCUGCAGCCUCUUCUCCAGGAUAUCCUCCAUGCUCUGCCAGCUCUACCUCGGGCAGCAGCCACACCUGAUGGCCCAGCCAAGCCCACACCGGCCCCCGUGCACUGCGGCAGGACCAAGGUGUUCAUGACUGACUGCAUGCUGCAGCUUCUGGAACAUGGGCGUGCCCAGGUGCUGGAGCAGUGUGCCCGCCACAUCCAGGGUGGCUGGAGGCGACACCGGCUCCGCAAGCUGGAGAGGCAGAGGCGGGCUGCCGUGCUCAUCCAGGCAGCCAUUCGUUCCUGGUUAACUCGGAAACACGUCCAGAGGCUGCAUAUGGCUGCCACGGUCAUCAAGCACGCCUGGCAGAAGUGGAGAAUCAGAAUGGCCUUCCUUGCUUCAGAAGAACUGGACGGUGUGGAAGAAAAACACUUGUCUCAAGCUUCCCUUUCCCAGAGCUCCUUCCCACUGCCCCAGGCACGGACCAGGCUCCUGGGGGCAAUAAUCCACCUCUGGCCCCUGGGGCUGGUCCUGGCCAACGCGGCUGUGGGUGUACACAGCUUUCAGAGGAAACUGGUGGUCAGGGCCUGCCUCCAGCUCCCCACAGGCAGCCCCAGUAGCUGCAGCGUCCAGACAGCACAACAAAAACAAGCUGGCGUGGCAUCCAUCCGAGCACGGCCUCAGGGCUCCAUAAAGUUUCACUGCAGAAAGUCUCCACUGCGCUAUGCUGACAUCUGCCCUGAGCCUUCACCCUACAGCGUUACUGGCUUUAAUCAGAUUCUGCUGGAAUGACAGGCUGGGCCACGUGUGAUCUCUCACCUUCCAUCCUCACCUAGCUGGGUGAUCACUGGUGCCUUUAUUCUCUAAGGCCUUUUCUUGCCAGCUGUCUUGCCAAAGACAUUUAAUCAACCUCCCACAGUGACUCCAACCACACGAGAGGCAAUGCUGCCGCCUGCAUGCCAAGGGCUGCAGCAGUGACUGCACCACUAGGCUUGGCUCCUGUCUGCACUUCAAGCCCUGACAGCUGUCAGGGUUAGUAAGUACCAACCAAGGCUAAGAAAACAUCAGGACCACGGAGAACUCCACUAUACUUCACUACCUUCACAGAUAACUCAGCAGUGUCCAUCAGGACCGUGGGGCACCCCCUGGUCCCCACCAGCAGGGAAGUCAGCUUGAUAUUAGCUCUAAAGUUUUGGCUGGCAGAAUUCUGCAUUUAGUUCCUUAAAGGGAACAAAACUUUACUAUUGUUGACUUUUUAAAUGUAAUUUCAAGCAUUAGCUUAUAAACCUAUAAUGAGCAAUGCAGUGUACCAUACAACCAUGUCUUGAUUUUAUUUAGUAACUGAGCAAGUUUUAACUGAAAUGGGUGUGAAACUUGAUAAAUAUCAUUUAUGAUGUCUAUCUUAACUGUACCAAAAAUAAAACAUUUAAAAACAACCA